Messenger RNA from Paramecium tetraurelia, 1287 nucleotides. RefSeq lists its product as uncharacterized. Lineage: Eukaryota; Ciliophora; Oligohymenophorea; Peniculida; Parameciidae. The transcript is spliced from 5 exons. The record is from RefSeq and is a predicted model, not a curated record.
AUGUAAACAUAAUCAGGAUAGAUGGAUGAAUAGAGCCAAAAGGAGAAGCAACGAAUUUUGGACAAGGAAUAGAGAAAAAAUAAUAUGAAGAAUUAUUUUCAUUAGGAAAAAGAAUUAUAAGAGGGUUUAAAAGAGUUUUAAGCUGGGUCACUUAGAUAAUUUUAUGGAGAUGAUUCGAGUUAAGUUCAAUAAACUUCAUAAUAAGCUCCAGUUCAAUUAUUCGGUCGAAGUGGUUUUUAUAAUGAAAUUUAGAAAAAGAAUAAGGAAACUGAAAAGUUAUUAUCGAGACUCGUAAAGAAAAUGGGAGAUGCUCAUUUGAAAGUUGAAGAACUAUUUUUUACUUAAUUUAUACCAACCUUUGUCAAUGAAUAUUAAGAUCAUCUUAUAAAUGUUAAUAGAAUGAUGAAAGAACAUUUCCAAUAGAAGAUAGUAGAGAUAGAUAUAUUUUUCGCCAAUAAACCAUUUGAUAUCAAUUCAAAUAAACAUGAGAAAUCAAUAAACCUCAAAAGUAUCGCCAUAGAAGAUGUUCUAUAUUUCAAGAACUAAAUCAAGUCAAAAUCAAGAGAGCCUAUCAAAGCACCUACGGAUGUUGAUAAAUUUGCUAGGGACAAGGCAGAAUUCAUAAAAGAAUGUGAUCUUUUGGAACUAUAUAAUAACAUCCUAGAUUUGACAUUGCUUAAUAGAAAGAUCACUGUUGACAAGAAGUACUUGUUAUUAAAACUAUUGACUUUUACUGAGAGUAGAGGGAAACCUUAAUACUAGACUGAUGGCUUAAUGAUGAAGGUGUCUAGUGAUUAUGAAAUACUCUUUACUGUAUUCAUCAACACAAUUAUGAAGUGUGUAAAUUAUGAGAACCAGAAGUUCUCUAAAUUCAAUGCAAAUGAUGGUAGUGAGAGUACUUUGAAAACAAUCAGUGUAAGCAUUAUUUCGUUGGAUUCUUUUGAUUUGAAGGAAUAGAAGAUUGAGUAAUAGAGCAGGAAUUUUGUUAUUUCUUAGAAGUUGGAACAAAUGGAUCAAGAACCAUAGUUUCACUUCUACAGUGAUCAUAUUGUUAGGAUGUUAAGGAAACACAAGGAUUUAGAGAGUAAAAAGUUGAAUGAGUUUAUUUUGUAUACUUCAAGAGACAAUAAUUCAUUGAAUGGCUUCGUAUGCUAUUAUCUACUGCAUCUUUUAUGUCUUCCUAAGUAGCAGUGGCAACAAUUGCAGCAGAUUGAAAUGGAAUAAAGAAUGAUUAAGUGUUUGAUAAGAAUGGCAAAGGAUCUAUAAUUUUUAGUGACGAAUCUUUGA